AAUUUGCAGUUAGUGUUGGGUUUGGUACGGUUAUAGAGAGAGAAAAAACAAAAAAGAUGAACAAUCAGGAAGAAGCCCAAGUGGCGGUGGCUGAAGAAAUGAAGACUACAACCGACGACGCCGCUACCGAUGUUGAGAAAGAGAAAGAGGAUGCGGCGAUGGGGGGCGGAAAGGGGUGUCGGGGAGAUAAAAGGAGCGGGGCGUGGUCGGGGGAAGAAGACGUGGCGUUGAGUGAACUGGUGAGUAAGUUUGGGCCGAGGAAUUGGGGGAUGAUCGCGAGAGGAAUACCAGGGCGUUCCGGUAAGUCGUGCCGAUUACGUUGGUGUAAUCAGUUGGAUCCUUCCCUUCAACGCAACCCCUUUUCAGAUGCAGAGGAUCGUAUUAUAAUUGAAGCUCAUGCAAUCCAUGGAAACAAAUGGUCAGUAAUUGCAAAACUCUUGCAAGGUAGAACAGAUAACGCAAUCAAGAAUCACUGGAAUUCCACCCUGAGGCGCAGGGGAUACACCUAUCGAUCUUCCACUAAUACGGACGUCAAGUACCACAACAAUCACAGCCAACUUGACACCACAAGAGCAUCCUCCGAGGACACUUUUUCAAACGAGAAAUUGAGUCCACCAAAACUUUCAGAAACUGAAGAUGUGUCAGUAAUCGAAGUCACAAAUGAUCAUAUUUUUAAAGAUUCACCUUUGACGCACCAGGCCGUUUAUCGCCCAGCCCCACGUUUGGGAGCAUUUACUGAAUAUGAAUCUUCAAAUAGAAUUCAAAAUGGCCAACCAAUGAUGGUGCUUCCCACACAGGGACCUAUAACACAGGCGUGUAAACCCGAAAGUAUUGGGUGUAAAUUUCUUAAUGGGUAUUCUGCCGAGUAUUUGGUUCCAUCAAGGUGUGGUCAUGGCUGCUGUUCUGGCUAUGGUCAUGGUCAUAAAUCUCAAACCUCAUUAUUGGGUCCUGACUUUGUUGAAUAUGAAGAACUUCCACCUUUGGCUAACCUGGAUUUAGCCACCAUUGCCGCAGAUUUAAACUCCAUUGCUUGGAUCAAAAGUGGGCUUGAAAAACCUGGAGGAGCAACCGCAACCGCAACUCAAACCCAAACACAAACUCAUAUCUUCUUCCCAGUUGAAGGAAUGAGUUGAAACAUUUGAUUAUAAAUUUAAGCUUUUGGUCUUGUGCAUUACAAAAUAUAGUCAUAGUUAUAGGAUUGUACAAAACCCUGAGGUCGCGUUUGGUUCGCAGAUUCUGAUGGAAUUUGAUGGAAUUGGAAUUGAA
This is a messenger RNA of Erigeron canadensis, 1266 nucleotides long. RefSeq names its product transcription factor MYB1-like. Gene Ontology annotation, molecular function: RNA polymerase II cis-regulatory region sequence-specific DNA binding; DNA-binding transcription factor activity, RNA polymerase II-specific. NCBI's taxonomy places the organism in Eukaryota, Viridiplantae, Streptophyta, Magnoliopsida, Asterales, Asteraceae. The transcript has 2 exons. Bases 57 to 1133 code for a protein of 358 amino acids. Gene Ontology annotation, cellular component: nucleus. Gene Ontology annotation, biological process: regulation of DNA-templated transcription. The record is from RefSeq and is a predicted model, not a curated record.